Molecule: messenger RNA, 5505 nt
Organism: Eupeodes corollae
Lineage: Eukaryota; Metazoa; Arthropoda; Insecta; Diptera; Syrphidae
Gene: sano
Product: transcription factor mef2A
Exons: 6
Coding region: 1813-4074 (753 amino acids)
Source: RefSeq, a predicted model, not a curated record
AUCCUAUCCUACUAUACUACUACUAGUUGUGCCAGUCGAUUGGGGCCUAACUCAGUCGAGCUUUUCCAUUCGUCGGAUGUGUACGCGUCGUUACGUUCGAUACACAGAAAAGACCGGAUAGUCAGUUGUCAGUCAGUCAGUCCAAUCUACACUAUAAUAUACACGUUAGUAAUAUUCAACUCAUAAAAGAUUUGAAGUUCUUGGGCGAAUGCUAGAUAUACGAGUUUAUAGUUUUGCUUUUUAAGAAUCUUUCUUAGUAAAAGAUACUUUUGUAUCUCAGCCAGCAAAAAAAUAAAAUAAAAAUAAAGUUAAGUUAGAGAGUUAGCGGGAUCCGCAUAGAAUAUUUGAUAUAUAUGAAAAAAGAAUUCUCAACGGUAUCCCAUUACCGCAUAUGCAAGAGCAAGUGAUUAGAUAGAUAUUGUAUCUUUUAUAUACAAAUUUCUAUAUCUUUUUGAAUACAACAAAUAUACUAAGUGCUUGAAGGUUUAAAUUGUUAUAUUUUUUGUGUGUGUUUUAUUCAUCAUCUUAAAAUUUUAUUGUGUGAGCGGAAAACAUCACUUGUUAUAAACCGGUUGAAAAAAUAUAAAGUACCUCCAACAAUAACAACAACAGCAAUUCAAAUAAAAAUAAAAUUAAUUGAUCAAGUUGAGCUUGAGUUAAGUUAAGUUUGAAUCCAGUGAGUUUUGAUGUGAUGCCUGUGCUCUUAUUCAAGGAGAAAGAAAUUACUUACUUACUUUUUCUCUUUCGUAUCCAUUUAUCCAUCUUAUAAGCCUGUCCUCUGGCCUGCCUUAUAUCUAUAUACAAAAGAUAUAUCUGUGACUGUGACGAGAGAGAAUUAAGAAAAUAUCUAAAUUUUGCUUUUUUCAUUAUAAAUCAAAUAAUAAUAAUAAUAAAUAAACAAAAAUUCGUUUUUUUUUGUGCUUCGUUUUGUAUCUAUAGGUAGACUUCUUACCUACCUUCUAUUUCACCGUUAAUUCGCAUCGUCUCGAAUAAUGUAUGAAGUGGGAGAUCAAAAUUAGCACUCAAGUGAGCCAUAAGAUAUACAAAAUUCAACUCAGUGAAUCAAACAACAACAAAAAUCAAAAUAAAAAAGAUACAAAAUUCAAAAUAAAAUAAAAAUAAUCAAACAAAAAAAUAACGGAUCGAAGAGAAAGAACGAAUCGAAGAAAAGAAAACAGAAGACAAAAGUAAUAAGAUUGUCAAAAUCGGUCACCUAAAUUUUGGCUUGCCCCCAAAUUAUUAUCACCGUUAAAGACAUAUUAUAAAUCUUCGACAAAAUAAAACACAACUUACCUCAGCUCAGCUCAUUGGGAAGCUCAGAGUAUUUGGAUGAUAUCGCCCUAACCUAACCACAACAACCAUCGUUAUCAUCGAGUGCGACCUGACCAUAGAUUCUUUUCAAUUUGCUUUCAAAGAUUUGUGCUGUGGACCAUAAAGUGUCAAUUGGACUUAAUUUAAGAAAAGAAACCAAAACAACUCAAUCGAAUGCAAUUAAACGCAGCAUCAACUAGUGAAUCUUCUCCCCGCUCAGUUAAAUCCUCGUGUCCCGCCACCGCCGCCGCUGCUAUUGCUGCGACUUCCGGUGCCAAAACAUCCCAUAGCAACCACCAUCAACAAAAACAACAACAGCAACAUUUCCAACUACUUCGUUACACUCCUUCCCCAUCCUCAUCACUUGCAUCCACACCACCACCACAACCACAACCAUCGACUCCACCAGCACGAACGCCACCUGUCAGCCAAUGAAAAAUACAUUUGAUUAAUGUUAACUUCGCGCGAAUCAAAGUGUUUUCAUUAUUUCAGAAAGAAGCGAUGGCCGCUACAGAUGGCCAAAUAAUAUUGGCAGCAUCCCGUUUCGGGGAUACAAUACCAGUUUACCUGCGCGACUUUUCCAAACAACAACUACCAGCUGUCGCUAAGAUCGUUAAGGGGCAACAUCAAAACCUUGGCGUUCCGACAUUAUCGAAUCCCUCAUUGCAAAGUACCGCGUUGUUUUUGAGCGCCGGCAAGAAGUAUCAAAUUUUGGCACAACCCAUUAAAAUCAAGGAAGGCCGAAAGCCAACAAAUGUCGGUGCUAAGGUCCUAAUACCUGAAACCUAUCCGGGCUUCUUUGAGUUGCUUAGUGAAGAUGGUCGAUCGACGCGUUGCAUUGAUUCUGUGUUGGAGCUGUCAAAGCGAAGGAAUUUAAGGGUGUUGGUUCGUGAGACGUUUCGUUGUACCCAAAUGAAUAAGACCAUUCAUGCUGGCGAACUGCUGACCACUAUGAACGAGCACGGCAAAUAUCUGCAGUGUCGAACUAUCAAGGACGAAAUCGUCAAUCUACCACUCGAAACCAAAGCUAAGUUUUCACCCAUCGCCAAGGAGGAUAGCAUCAGUGGUGUGCAUUCGGUGAAAAAUCUUCUACUCAAACGUAUGCCAGUUAUUGUUAGAUUAGUCCAUGGAAGUGCCCCAAAAGGCCUGAAACAACCCUUCGUCCCUGAGCUCCGCCUGCUUGGAUGUGUGGAAAUCGAUCGAGUCUUCGCGCUGCCCCUGCAAAAGGACACCGACUUAGUGCCAGUACCGCUGAAUGCUAAAAUCAAGCUUCAGCGUUCCAAGAACAUGGAGCAGCUUGAACACUUCAUUGAAUACUCCCGAUUCCUGGACAAGGCACAGCGGCUACUUUCCGAUGCUCGUGAUCGUCUACAAAUCGUCGACAUGAAGCUCUCCGAGAAGGAGAAGAAAGACUCGAAGUUCAGCAGCAGAAACAAACUGCCCACGGUCUUGACAGCAUCCUCGGCGGGAGUCCUCGAAAACGGCUAUGUGCUGCGGAAGAGUGCCAGCCUUGAUUCAUAUAACAAGCAGCAGCUCCAAUCGAACUCCCAGAUCGCUGACGAAUACAACGAGAUUGAUCACAUCUACGACUACGUCCGAGGGCUCACCCCUCUGUCCAAGGGUCUGACAAGAUUCGAACCGAUCUGCGAAUCACCAACGCUUAAAUCUCAGGCAACUACUGACAGUGGCAACUACUGUAGUCUGAUACGCGUCAGCAGCACAAGCAACAGCCACAAUAACAACAUUAGCUCUAAUAACAACAACAACAACAACUAUAGCAGUCUAGAAUCGAAUAAACACAACAGUAGUCAUCACAGUAGCAGUAAUCAUCAUCAUAAUCACAAUCACAACAACAACAAUCAUCAUCACCAUCAUCAUUCAACAUCAGCAUCACAUCAGCAACAUAAUCACAAUAGCAAUCACAGUAGCAAUAGCAACAGCAACAAUAACCACAACCAUAACCAGUCACAACAAAUUCACCCGCAAUUGCAAUCUUCACAACCGCAAAUCAUUCACCUACAAGCUCAUUAUAAUCACAGCCAUAUUCAGGAGGACAUUAAGCCCGUGCCACCGCCAAUUGAGACAAUUCCUGGUAAAAAAUUGCCAGAGAAGCGACAACGGCCAACACUACCAAAGCUCUAUGUGAAAAAUAACUCUUCGAGCAGUAGUCAUCAUUCUAAGGUUUUAAGUAAUUCACCAAAUUUAGUAAAUGGUAAUUCACCAAUUAGCGCUGCCAUUAAUGGAAAUAAGGAUUGCGGUCUGGAGCCGCAGAGUCCUCUAUUUCAUAUAAGAUACAAAAGUCUCAGCAGUUUACAACUUACUCCAGAUAGUAAUUCUACAACUCCGAUCUCAACGACUCCCAAAGGAAACCAACAACAACAACAACACCUACAGACAACAGCUCAGCUACCAAUGCCAUUACAACAAGAUGUCAUCAAAAGUAGCAGCAACAACAACAUACAUAACAUCAACAACAACAACAACGCCAACGCCAACAACAACAAUAAUAAUAAUAAUAAUCAGCUAUUAUCAAAAAGUGCAAGUAGUACGGGUGGUGCUCGAGAAGGUACCUUAGAUUCGUCACGCAGUGGCGGACGAACUUCAGGCGAUUCUAAAUUACCCGAAAAGAAGACACGACGCCUAUCGCGACCACGCAGUCUAUCGAAUUUAGUUUGGGACUUGAGGCCAUCCAAAGAGAAGUCGAAAAAGAAAUUAUAUAUUCAUCAUUUCGAUCAUCGCCAACAGGCGACAUUGUAUCUGUAGGAUUAAUGGAAAUAGUUUUUUAAGCUUCCUUUUUCAUGAAAACGACACAUAAAUAAAACGAUGACUGAACUCCAAGAAAAUUCAAGAAAACAAAACAAAGCAUCACCAUCCCACUUAAUCCCGAAAAUGUAAUCAACACGAACACGAACUGCAAUUGCUCCAGCUUGAUGCAUCCCACAAGGUGACACACCGUCAAAUAAGGGUCCUACAACAAAAUCUAUGCCAAAACAUCAUCACCUCCGCCUCCAUCAAUCGUGUGGCAUAGGACACUCAUCUGACAGUAUUCCCAAUUAAAAUGUUAUGCCUUACGUAUAUAUAGGGUACGAUGACAUCGGGCUACAACGACGACGACGAGCAACUACAUGAUGCUGGUAUCGUGAAGACCUACCUAUUGUUCCUUCUUAUUCGAGAGAGGAUAAUAAUUGGCACAUGGCGAAUCUCUCCAUCAAGCCUAACAUCAAAAUCAUGCCAACAUCAUCGCAUAUUGACAACAGCAAGUUCGUGAAUAAAUUAUCAUCCUUUUCCCUAAGACCCGUGAAUUGAAUUUUAAAAAACAAAAAAAGUAAAACGAAAAAAUAAAACUUAAAAUAUUUUGAAGCCAUAAUAAUAUUCAGGGUAAAAUUAAUUUUAAUUUUGUUUUUAUUUUCUUUAAAUUGAUUUUCUUGGAAUAAAAUAAUAUUCUUUCAAUAUUUAUAUGAAUAUUUGAAAAAAAUCUUAACUUUAAGAAUUUUUAUUUAUACCUUUAAGGUUUUUCUUUUGUUUUUUUUUCUUAUAAACGAAAUUUUCUUCAAUUUGAGUCUAAUUAAAAUUUAGACUCUUUUUCGAAGGAAAACAUUAUGUAACUCGAAUGUAUAUUGUGUAAUGUUGUCAAGAGAUUUUAUUUGAUCGUCAAUUUAUUGUCGUUUUCAUAAUUUUAUUUGAUUUUUAUUUCAAUUAAUUUUUGUUUUAAAAAGGAAAGAAAAAAAGUCAACAAAAAAAAACAAAUUCAUUUCUUUUUGUGUCUCAAUCCUCUUAAUAUUCUCUUGAAUCCUUAAAAUGUCACAGAACUCAUUUUUUUCCAUCAUCGUCAUUUAUUUAAAUUAAACAAAACAUAAUAAUAAUUAAUCUUAUAAAGAAACAAAAUAUUUAAAUAAUAAAUACCCAAAAACCUCUGAGUUUUUUUUUGUUUGUUUAAGUUAAGAAUUUAAUUAAGUUUUCAAGUCUAUUUUAUUGUGAUUUUAAUUUUAUGGUAAAUUAAAAAAGAAAAAAGAAAAAAUUCAACUCUUAUUUUAUAAUAAUAAAAAAUUAAAAAUAUAUAAUUACACUAUACAAAAUAAUUACAACUCUGAAAACAACUUGUAUUCAUAUAAACUGCCUUUUUCUUACAGAAAAAAAUAAGGUAACUCUAGCUUAGAUUAUUAUUAUUUUUCAUUUUAAUUAUAUUUUUAUUUU